Ictalurus furcatus (blue catfish) is the source of this 9543-nucleotide messenger RNA. RefSeq names its product shroom family member 3 (gene shroom3). Gene Ontology annotation, cellular component: cortical actin cytoskeleton; apical junction complex; apical plasma membrane. The record is from RefSeq and is a predicted model, not a curated record. The coding region runs from base 4447 to 9477 and encodes 1676 amino acids. Gene Ontology annotation, molecular function: actin filament binding. The transcript is spliced from 10 exons. NCBI's taxonomy places the organism in Eukaryota, Metazoa, Chordata, Actinopteri, Siluriformes, Ictaluridae. Gene Ontology annotation, biological process: actin filament organization.
UACUUUAUGUCUGAGAUCGACAGUACGAGGCAGAACGAUGGCUCGAGCUCAUGUUCUCCUCACCACUCAACCUGUGUGUUCAUUAAAUUGCAGUUGGGCCCGUAUUAUAAUCGAUCUCUUUUCGUAAUCGAGUCAUUCAUUCGACCGUACGCGGAGACCGAGGAAGAGACGACGUGAGAGAAAGGAAAGAGAGGAAGGAACGCGAAGAGUGAGAGAAAGGUAAAAGGUAAACAGAGAUAGUAACUAAGCUGAAUGGUGUCGGACCGGUUGUUUGUUUGUCUUUGUGUUUUGCUUUUUUCGUUCCGUAGAAGAACCCGGAUUACUGCUGGCUCAACACUAUCACAUUAUCAGCAGAAGGCAACAACACUCACGACCUUAGUACACAUCACUCUAACAGGGCACACCUGGGCAAAAAGAAACACCUGUCGGUCAUAUAUUUUGGAUCACUUGAAACGUGGGUGGGUUCAAACAAAAGGUGCCGUGUUCUGAGUUGUUUACCACAUCUAGAUGUAAAUAUCAGGAAAUUAACGCUGAAAUUCUGAUCGAUCAUUUCAUAUUCAUCUUUUGUUCUCAAAUGUCUUCAUAGCAAUAGCCACAGAAUUGGCCUCGCUGUUCAGAGGGGACUGCGUAUAAUAACCUCAGUGUGUAAAUACUCAAAUAGGCUGUGGUAUUCGAGUGAGGAUUGAUCGGUAUUAACGGGCCCAAAAUGUGCCAAGAAAACAUUCCCCACACCGUUACACUACCUCCACCAGCCUGGACCGCUGACACGAGGCAGGUCGGGUCCAUGGAUUCAUGCCAUCGGUGCCAAAUUCUAACCUUACUGUCUGUGUGCCUCAGCAGAGAUUCAUCAGACCACGCUAUGUUUUUAAUGUCCGGUUUUGGCAGCCUCAGCUCUCUGUUCUUGGUCUUCUGCUGUUGUAGCUCAUCUGCCUCGAGGUUUGAUGUGUGCUGCUCACCACAAUUGUGUUUAUCUGAGCUACUCCAGCCUUCCUGUCAGCUCGAACCAGUGUGGCCGUUCCCCUGAGGCGUUUCCGUCCGCAGAAUUGCGGUGGAUGUUCGAUGGAUGUUUGUUUUGUUUUUUUAUUUAAUUGCACCAUUCUGAGUAAAUUCCAGAGACUGCUGUGUGUGAAAAUCCCUGGAGAUCAGCAGUUUUAGAAAUACUCGAACCAGCCCGUCUGGCACCAACAAACCACCGAGCUCACACUUUUCCCCUCAUUCUGAUGGUUGAUGUGACCUUUACUCGAAGCUGCCGGCGCGUGUAUGCACGAGUUUAUGCGUUGCACUGCUGCCGCCUGAUUGGCUGCUUAGAUAACAGCAGGAACGAGUAGGUGUACAGGUGUUCCUAAUCAAGUGGGAAAAAUUUAAACCAAGUGAAUAAGGUGGAAUUUUAGCUGCUUGAAAUGUGAAUGUAAACUCAUGCGUGUGUAUUUGCACGGGUGCAGCGUGAGGUAACCCUCUGUACUCCAAAACACAGGCUCCACCAAUCCACACUCAGUGUGUGUGAGUGUGUGUGUGUGUGUGUGUGUGUGUGUGUGUGUGUGUGUUGCUACCUUAGCAGCAGUCACAGCACACAAUGGUGCAUAGUUGGGGACAGGUGCAGUAUAGAGCAGGUGCUCAAGGCACAAACAUAAACAUGCGUGCACACACACACACACACACUAGGAUUGUGUUUUUGUGGAAGUGAAUGUGGGCUUGUACUUAUGUGUUCACUCGAAAUGUUUCUCCAGUCCUGUUCACCUGUUCAUUAAUCACUAAGGAGUGAUGUUUACCCGUCUCUAUACGGUUUCACGUCCUCGUUCUCUUUCUCUCGUUUGUGUCUGUUCCCCAUCUGCCUUUCGCGUCCAGGUAUACACCAUCCCUCCUGUUCGCUGUGUACUGUAUGAAUGACGUUUUUGUGUGCUUUAAAGCACAGGAUUCUUUCGUGAAGUUAGAUUCCUACUGUGUCGCUUGUCAGAAUAUUCACAGCUAAAGGAAGAAGAAGCUAUCGUUUCCAUCCAAGCAUUAAGCGAAUGUCAACAUAAGAAAAUGUGAAUAGUUUCACGUGGUUCCGUCAGACAUGCGACUUGAUGAUGUCAUCAGAAGAGCACUAGGCAAGCACACAGUCAUGGUUAGUUGUUCGGAUCUCUUCAUUCCGUCAUCAGUACAGACAUGACGAGCGUUUCUUAACAGUUCAUGUAGUUACACUCUCAGGGAAAUAGUGUGUGAGAAGAGUUCAUGGAUUACAUGAACUGACUUCAACCGCCAUGAACACUAGACAUGGAAAACAUAUUUGGGCAGAGAUUUGUAAACACACACACACACACACACACACACAAAAGCAUUGUUGCAUUGAACAACUCUUUAAAAAGCCUGUUCCGAAAGAGCGCCGUGUACAUUAAGAGGCAAAAGGGCUGGUGCUCAGGGAACCGCAUCCACCCCAUACUGCACAGUAAGGACAAAUAACAAAUCCAUCAGCUAACUCACCAGGCAAGUGUGAGCACCAGCGUACUUGCCCAUUGUCAUGUUUUGGUUGCCUGGAAAGCUCAGUGACCGAGCUAAAAAAAAAAGUAGUAUUUAACAUAAUCUAAUAAAGUUAUGGGCAGCUAGUGAGCUAGUUAAUGCUUUUAAUUCAAUACAAUACAAAACUUUUAUACGUCGAGUAAUCAAUGUUCUCGCAAAAGCAUAUGCUGCGUAGCAACGCUUCAAACUUUCAGUCCAACGCUCUGUGUGUCACGUUCUGCACCAGCGUGAAAAAUAAUUUUGCCUCUUUUUUAAUUAUUCUUCUUAUUAUUUGUUUUCCAUAAUGAGCGUUGACUGUUUCGUGCGUCAUUAGACUUACCGGACUCAUGAACCUUCUCUUCUAUGCACACACAAUCAAGUCACGCCGUAACACGGUAUGGUAUAGAGAUCACAGCUCCAGACCACAACGAAAGACACGCGUCAUAGGUUAUAUGGUUACGCGGCCACGUUAUAAGCAUUAAAAAGAGCUCCGUAGUCUUUUUUUUAGAAAGACUGUGGAAGUCGGGUACUUUAACCAACUUUGGAGCUCUGUUUCCAGUUAAAAAUGACUCCUCGGGUGCUGCUGCUAUGGAGCUCAUUAUACUUCAGCUGAUCAUUUCCCCCAGAGACUUUCUUUAUUCAGUCCAAUUUUUUUAGGGUCAGAAUUUAUACAUUUGAUUAUUUAUUUUUAAGAUAUCGUGAACCUGUAGUUCAUUUUGUUUAAAUAUCUGUAUUUAUCAGGAGUACAGUUUAUUUUCUUCACCUGGUUGUUGAACGUACUUAUCUGGGCAACUACACAUAAAAAGGAUUUAAAAAGACCAGACGUGAAACGUGUUUGUCCUGGGCACCUGGGCUGCUUAUUUAUCCACCCUUAUUGCUUAUGUAGUAAAAAAUCUGGAAAUACUGAAAGUGCUACAACUCGCCCAGGAUUAACAAGGUCAUGAAACAAGAUUCAGCUCAUGAUGGAAUUUAUACGGAUUCAGAGAAACACAGCGAUGUGGUUGGAUUUAGAUCCAUUUCGUACGAAUAAAGUUGACCCGACGUUCACGAUAACAAGCGACAAAACGCGGUCAAAUGUGGGGUGUACUUAUUUUUUCACAUGCCCGUAUACUAAAGAGAAAAACCCUGGGGAUGUAGACCAAACACGACACGGUUGAGGACGUCGUUUAUUUCCGUAGUGUGUAUUUUGAAAUGUGCAGAGGUGCAGAAAACACGUGGCAAAAUGAAAGAAAUGCCGGUUUACGUCGUGCGCAAAUGUAAAAGGGGCAUAAAAUAAACGGAAAGCUCCCCAAACAGAGAAGGAGAACGGAGAAGAGGGCGAGACGGUGGAGACCGUCCGAGAGAACGAGAGAGAUGUGUAACCUGCCCCGUGACAUCACCGACAUGGUUUCCAGGCAUGCACGCUGAUUGGCUGAGGGGAGGGAAGUAAUUCGAUUCCCUUCUCAAUCCACUGUGUUGUGUUUGGGGAUAGAGAGGCAGACAGAGGGAAAGAAUCGGAGGAAGAAAGACACAGAGGAUGUUGGUCAGUCUUUAUCAGGGUUUUGGACAGAUAGUAUCUGGGACUUCUUCAUGUUUAUAUUAAGCUUGCGCCCUAAAAAGUGUGCGCGCGUGUGUGCGCCAGCGAGAAGUAGCUGGAGAUCCGAGUUAGCUGUGGAACCGUUUCGCCUGGUGGUUUAAAGUUCACUCUCCGGCUGAUUUGUUGUUUUUGGCUCACGUUUUCAUUUUGGGGAGAAAACAAAAGAAAAAUAAAGGAGUACCACUCCCUGAGACACCUGAUCUGAGAGAGAGCAGUGUGCAGAUUUAUGCUGUAGUGAGUCCCUUACGGCGUCACCUUGCCAUCGAGCCCGUACAGACCGAUGCAGCGGAGGAGUUCAGAUACGCAUCAAACACAGGGGCAGUGAGCCUGGGUCCCGUCCCCAUUCCUGGCACUCCACUAAGCUGGGUGAGGGCCCUCUGGACUCUGACAGCAUGAUGCAGAUAUCCCAGGGUGCCAUGGGGGCUCCCUGGCACCAAAGCUACCAUGGCAGUGCCUCCACCACAGACCUGUCAGGUUAUGAUGCAGGAUUUCUGAGGAAAAGUCCAGACCAGUACAGUUCAAGGGGAAGCAUGGAGAGUCUAGAUCAUUCACACCCUGCUUACAGUUCCUGCAAUCAACUGUCGGUCUCCAAAUCCUCCAAUAGCAUUGACCAUCUGCACAGCAAACGUGAUUCUGCAUACAGUUCCUUCUCUACCAGCUCAAGUAUCCCAGAAUACCUUGCAGCUGGGCCAACGUUCAGCAAGGAACGGUCAUACUCCAUGGACAGUGUUCCUCAACAUAGAACUGCAGAGGGCAUGCAUCAGGCAGAUAUUCACUAUGUCCACACCGUCUAUGACUCUCAAAAGGGCAUGUCUGCAGAGCAUGAGGUCCUUUCUACAGCAGUCCUAAAAACUAAUGAAAGCAAAGCACAUCCAUCUAGAUGUGGAAGCGUACAGGGCAGGGGUUGUCACCGUUCUAACAGUACCAGUGGCAGUAGCAGCAGCAGUGUAAGUAGUGGUUGUGGUACAGUCACGUCUCAUCGUCACAGUGCAGGACCAGUAUGGGGCCAAACACACAAUGACAGCUCUUAUGAAAACCUGAAGGGGGCACCUUCACCUCCCUUACGCAGUGACAGCUAUGCAGCCACCCGGAGCCAUGAGCGGCCCAGCUCAUGGUCCAGUCUUGAGCAGGCUCGGUCUUUACGGGCUCUUCACAAGGGUUCUUGGCAUCACUCCAGUGGCUCUGUGGCAUCAGGAAAAUCAUCCUUUGGAAUAGAGGGACAACUUCACACUGUAAUUGAAAAGAGUCCUGAGAGUAGCCCAACGAUUAAACCCAAACAAAGCCUUCCACCUUUAUCACAGCCUGGAUCAGCCAUGUUGCCUACUGGCAUCUACCCUGUUCCACUGCCAGAGCCCCAUUUUGCACAGAUACCAACAACAAACCCCAGCUCUAGUAGUGUGUACCCAGCACUUGCCAAGGAGAGUAAACCCAUCCCUCAAAAAGAACCCUGUGGAGUAGAUUCUGGUGUUAUAAUGGCAGCAGAAAACGGAUACCAAAGCAAUGCUUCCUACUCCUGUUCUGUCCAAUCUCUUGUUUCCCCACAACCUAAACAACCAAACCAGGUGAAAGAUGACCCUCAGACCAAAUGUGUCUUUUACAGGUCUCAUUUCCAAACACAGGGGUCCAAGUCCCCAGGGUUGCCCCUAGGCCUUGAAAGAAAGGACCCUUACACCCCUGUUCAGCCAAGGCGAGAGAAACCCAGAUACUCACAUGGCAUGGAUAUUAUGGAAUCUUACAGACAACAUAGAGAGGAAGAGCUAAGCAGAUGCCAAGAACAGAAUGUCCAUCCACAACCAUUUUACUCAUCAUGUGAACUUUUAGAAGAACAUGCCCAACCUCAAGGAAGUGAUCAAAGAAUCAACACUUCAGGUAGGUUCCACAAUGAAUCCGGCACCUAUCAACAGAGGGACCAAGAUCUGGAUCAUCCACUAACCCGACUUGAGAAUGCACUUGCAGAGGUCCAGAGAUGUGCUAGCCCACAGAGCACUACUAGCCAUUGCAGCAUCCAAAGUGAACGUAGCAUGUCAGUAAUGGAGAAAGUCAGUCACUUUGAGAGGCAGCAGACCAAACCACGUAGUCACAGUCACAGCCUCUGCAAUUAUAGCUCCUCUGUUGGUCCAAGUCAGGCUACCCACAUUGCCAAGAGGUCUCUGUCUGGGCUGAAAGAUCUGCAAAAAGGGUAUGUCCCGCAAGGGAGAAGUUGGAGUACCGGCCAUGAGGGAAAUGCAGAAUCAUCACAGGACCUGCAGCCAAGGUACGUGAGCACUGAUCAAGCUGAGCAUAGGAAGCCACAUGACCUACACCGAAGCAAGAGUUCUUUCCAACUCAAUGAGGAAAAUGGCAAAGACUUUUAUAGGAGCAAGAGCACUUUUCAUCUUGAGGAAAAGAGCAAAGACAUCCAAUGGAAAGAAGACCAUCAGGAUACCUUAGGCACCGUUCCUGACACCACCUUUACUCGAGCAUACAGAGAUAGCAUCAAGGAUGCUCAGUCCAAGGUGCUGAGAUCCACUUCAUUCCGAAGACGAGACUUGAGCAUAAACCCUCCUCCUGUGCCUGUGAAGCACAUGUCCCUCGAUAGGAAGGGACCCAAUAUAAGCCCCAAACUCACCUCCUCUCCACACACUCCUAAAGAACGCCAUGUUAUUCCUGUUGAGCUACCAGACAAGACCAGUGCUCCUGAGCUUCCAAGAAUCCCUCCUGUAGGGCCUCCAGUUAUGCGAAUAUGUGGACGAAAGCGACUGACCAUGGAACAAAAGAAAAUGUCAUACUCUGAGCCAGAGAACAUUCAUGAGGUUGGAGUUUCUGAUCAAGAGUCUGGCUUAUGUCAAAAGAAGGCACCACUUCAAUUCCAGCUUCCUGAGACAAGUGUUGCAGAUCGACGAAGGAUGUUUGAACUUGUAGCUACUCGUACUGCAGGUACCAAAUUAGCCACCUCAAGACCUGAGUUAAAGCAGAUGCAGCAAGAUGCUUUGGCUGAUUAUGUGGAGCGCAAGACUGGUCGACGGAUGGAUGGGCGUCCUCAUCGUCCUCAUAGUGCCUACAUGCAAUCAACUUCCUGUUCGUCCAUAGACUCACAAAGCCGAACCUCCACCACCAGCAUGGGCUGUCUUCAGGAGCCAGGACGAGAGGGUAUCUCUGAGGAUAACUGCCAACCCUUCACUCUUACAGCCAAUACACAAUAUCCCGUGCACACUAACAGGAACACCCAAACUCAGACUCAAUCUGAAAUCUAUCAGUCUGCCUUUAGACCACAGAGUGCAGAACCACAGAAACCAGAAAGGCAAGCAAGGAGAACCAUUCCAGGCCAUGUUCCAGGUCCAACCUUGGCUCCCCUCCCCAAUGCCCCUGCUAGCCAAAGCUUGGAUGAAGUUUUUGGAAGACCUGUUCCAGCCAAAAGCUCAGGGAAAUCAGCUUCAGCAGAGGACCUCUUGGAUCGCAAUCAAGGUCAUCCUGUUUCUCAGCACUUCAGAUCAAAAUCCUCUCCAGCUGUGGAGAACUACAACAUGGAUGUCUUGGCUGGAGACCUCAGAUUGUUCGGGAGUGUUUCUAAAGAAAACAGGCUAUCAGGGAAUGUGGGACCUGAGGUCACACAAAAGUCAUCAAGUGAAGUUGGUCUGGAGCAGAGCUGUCUGCUGAACCCAGGUCUGAAUCAGCUGAACCCAGGUCUGAAUCAGCUGAACCCAGGUCUGAAUCAGCUGAACCCGCCCGUGAUAAGGAGGGAACGACAGCGCCACUCCGACCGACCCCGAUCCCACAGCGCCUCAGGCCUGGCAGCUUCUGUCGGACUGCCCUGUCCUUUCUCCUCUUCAGAGUGGCAGAGUACCAACAAGGCACAGUGCCAACCCAACCUAGAUUCCAUCACUUUCCCAGGCACUGUCCCUGAAAAUCGAACGAGUUCAUUGUCAGGAACGGACAAUCAAAAUUCUGCCGAUGCGAACCGUUCCGAAGACGCUCCGAACGACUCUGGGAAGACAGCCCAUGACCUUUCACUUCCACACCAAGAAGAUGCAGAGUCACUCACGCCUUUCUCUUUCAACCCAUGCCAUUCUGAAUCGCCCACUUCUCCCAAACGAUCCACCUCUCCCAUUAGGUCCCUCACCUCUCUACGGAUCUCAGAGUCCAGUACCGGCUUUGCCUCAUCUGCAACUGUUUCACAGGGGGAUGAUGAGGUGUUUUUGUCUCCAACCUCUCCACCACUACACCCACUGUCAAGAAGAGGAGGAAACUUCUCAGAGGAACCUCCGUUUCCCUACCCGCUGACCCAGCCUCAAGUAAAGGAAGAUGCACUUGACGUCAUAGUGCCUCAAGAAUCACAAAAUCUAAACAGCGUCUUUGAGCAUCCGUCUGUCACAAAUGCCCACCAAGAGAGAGACGUUCGUCAGCUGCGUAACCUCUCGUCCCUGUCAGGAACCUCCGAGCGUGAUAUCACCAGUGUCGCUGCUGUGACCUCUGAAGCUGAGGCAGAAGAGCUUGCAGAAAGCCCUGAGUUUCCAUUGCUGGCCAGGAGGGAGCGCACGGAGGCAGAAGUGCGGGUGGAGACUCUGGCUCGGGAGCUGGCGUGCCGAGACGAGGCACUUGCUCCUCUUCUGGACAUCUGGGCAAGCACCACUAUGUUGGACUUGAUGGAGGACAUCUUUCCCUCCUGCUCAUCUGCUCUAUGGCACCAAGCGAAGAAUAGCAGCAGUCAUGCAGGUGACAGUGCUCAAAAUGCGGUGUGUGUUGCUCCUGAGGCUCAUGUGAAAGCUGUUCAUGGACAGAUGGAGACUGAUCUGGACGAAGAAGAAUCCAAUUUGAAUGAGAAGAAGGUGGCGCUCCUGCAGGCUCUGACCGUGAGCUUAGAGGCGUUGCGGAUGGAGAGAGAGAGACUGGUCGAGGAGCAGCUGUGCUACAGUGCUCUGGGCUGCAGGAUAGAGGCGCUGGUGCAGGAGCACUGCAAACCCAACGAGAGUGAGAAGUACCGUAUGUUUAUUGGCGACUUAGAAAAAAUCGUCAACCUCCUGCUUUCGCUGAGCGGACGUCUGGCACGUGUGGAGAACGCCCUUAACGCCCUGCAGGGGGAGCCAGAGAAGGGAAGCAUGGACGAGAGGGCAUCCUUGCAGCAGAAACAAAGUCAGCUGCGCAGUCAACAGGAAGACGCACGUGAGCUGAAAGAGAACCUGGACCGACGUGAGCGCAUCGUGCUCCAGUUCCUGGGCGGCUAUCUGAACACCGCGCAGCUGCACGACUAUUGGCGCUACAUUCGUGCCAAACCGGCGCUGCUCAUCCGCCAGCGCCACCUGGACGAACUCAUCCGCCAGGGAGAGGAGCAACUCUGCAGACUGACGGAGAACACGAACCACGAGCUCAAUCCGCAAACAAGCUCCACCCCCUCUCCGUGUAGUGAUUCCAACUCGCCACGACCGACCACUGUGACCUCGCUCUGACUGUCCGUUAGCCCUGAAAGCUGCCGAGUAGAAAAAAAACACAACCAUGAGAGUUAGAACGAGAGA